AAAAUAUAUAGUAGAAGUAUGCGAUUUGGAACGCAGGGCUGGCUUUAAAUCAGGAUUUUAGCGGAAACGGAAGUAAACCGUCUUGACUUUUUCCCACAAUGCACCGGGAGAGUCUGAGGGCGCCUUUUGCAUCAAGUUUGCAGCUUACACAUAUCAACAAGGAGGAGGGGGAGAGGCUCAACUUCAGUUAAACCGUCUAAUGCGUAAAUUGAACAACACGCUGGUUUGCGUUUGACAAUACGUUAGUCUUUCAUCCCUCUGCUUAGAGAUUUUUAACGUCUGUUCUCACCGACAUGGCUCCGUUCAACUUAAUGACAGCAGGUGUUAGCUGGUUGGCUAAGUCCUUCAGUGUCUUCUCCUGUACAAGCACUCUGGCAAGGUGCAGGUGUACCAGUGUUCUCCCAGCUACAUACAUCAACCAAGUGAAAUGUCUGAGCUCUCAGGCAAGCGGUCCUCCAAAGAGGCCUCUGAACGGGUACAUGAGAUAUGUAGUGCAGCAGAAGCCACUCAUGAUCAGGAACAACCCAGAAAUCAAAGCAGUGGAUAUCAUCAGGAUGAUCGCCCAGCAGUGGAGAACGAUGAGCCCAGACCAGAAACGGCCUUUUGAGGAAGCCUCUCUGCAGGCCAGGGAGCAGUUUAAGAUGGACCUCCAGCGCUACCAGGCCCAGCUGACCCCAGCACAGGUCCAGCAACAAACGUUAGAAAAGAGACAGAGGAUGGCCAAGAGGAAGGCCAUCCGCAAAAAAAGGGAGUUAAACAGCAUGGGGAAGCCCAAGCGUCCUCGCUCUCCGUUCAAUAUUUUCAUGUCGGAGCACUAUGAGGAGGCCAGAGGAACCACUUCACCGGCAAAGAUGAAGUCACUGUUGGAGGACUGGAGGAAUCUGUUUAGUCAUCAGAAAAAGGUCUACACCCAGCUGGCCGAGGAUGACAAAAUUCGCUACAAGAAUGAGAUAAAGUCGUGGGAGGACCACAUGAUGGAGAUCGGACGAGAAGACCUGGUCCGAGAGCAGACCCUGUCUACCAAGAAGAAAAAACCUGCUGCUAGAACAUCAGCAGCGAAGAAAGGAACAAAGAAGGCUAAAGCAGUGAAGAAGGUCACUGCCAAAGGAAAGGCCAAAACAAUCAGGAAGACAACGACAAGCACCUCUACGAAAACUGCCAGGACUACAAAGAAGACAUAAGAUGUGUUUUUCUACAGAGUUUAGAGGGAAAAAACAUGUUAAUGAGAACUGAAGACUGAAGCUCUGAUGACCUAGGACUGCUCUGCUUGGUUUUCCUCUAACUUAAAAAUCACAAAGUUCCCAGUUGUCAUGAAUGCUUUUAAGGUUGAACAGGGCAAAGCCCGCAUUCAGACACUGCAAGAUCAUUUUGCAAUAACCAAGCAUCAUCUCUUCAGUAAAAAAAAAUCAAAAAAUAAACCCUGAAUGCAGACAAAUAUUGGUCAGUUGUGAUUGGUCAGUUGAAUCCAUCCAUAUGAUGUAGUGUGGGAUUGUUUCAGGCUUAGAAAGUGAGUUAUUAAAUGAAAUGCAAUGAUUUCAGAAGGUUAGACAUGUGAGUGAAGUGUAAAAGCCAUCAUAGGAGGCACACAUAUUGUUUAUACUUCUCUGUCUGCAGUGUUCAAAAGGUUCCAUUGCCCUGACUGUAACCACAAUAUACUGAGGAAAAUAAAAAGGUCUACAGUUAUUCUGCAUUUGUCUUGUCAGGAAAUCCAUGAAAAUCCCAAAACCAACAAUAUGUUAGCUGGUCUCUAUAUACCUACACUGUUUGUGGCUGUCCUCCCCAAGCCCGCUGGCUCAUAUUGAAGGUAUAUAUCUUUAAAAGCACUGCACAAAUACAUAUAUUUUUAAAAACCCUCAGAAGGUUUCCAAAAUACUGUUGUCUUUAGCAAACAGGAGGAAAUGAUGCAUUAGUAAGGAACUAUUUUCAGCUAAACAGAACUAAAAGACAAAUGACUAUAUUGUCGGUUUUUGGUAUUUUUGUGGGAUUUAUUGAUGAAAAGAAAAGGAGUGACAGCUGACUUUCUUGAACAGAGCGUAUGUCAGCUGUGGAUGUGUGCACUCCUCGGUGCAACUUGUUGGCAAGCUCUCAGUAAGUUUCUACUCUGAGACAAGUGCCAUUGGUUGCAAAUGUACAGACACACCUCUGUAGAUCAGACUACCAUGGUACCCAUGAUGCAACCUGACUGAAGUCUUGGUCUCACCAUUGUUAUUGUUGUAGCACACCUUUGUACAGUUGCAACUUCAAACUGUGAAAUCCUGCCAUUUGUCAUUUCUAGUAUAACAUUACUGACUGACAUUUUGUGUUUUAAACACAAAAGCUUCACAUUAUGUAUUGUUCCAGAUGAGCUUUAUAUGAGACAUUUUUUGUUCUGAUAACUGCUGUAAAAAGCUGUUAGGCUUCCUAAUAAAAUGAGCUUUUCCCCCACAGCACCUUCAUCCUAAUGUUUAUGUAUGGUGGUGUAAAGUGUCAUUCCUCCCUUGGUCCUAAAAUGCAGAUUCUUUCUGGUCAUCAUGUUUUUAAAUUCACACACUUGUUAACUAUGAAGAACAUAUUUUCAGUUUUUACA
Epinephelus fuscoguttatus (brown-marbled grouper) is the source of this 2566-nucleotide messenger RNA. It is a transcript of the gene tfam, whose product is annotated as transcription factor A, mitochondrial. Lineage: Eukaryota; Metazoa; Chordata; Actinopteri; Perciformes; Serranidae. Gene Ontology annotation, molecular function: transcription cis-regulatory region binding. The coding region runs from base 294 to 1181 and encodes 295 amino acids. The record is from RefSeq and is a predicted model, not a curated record. The transcript is spliced from 7 exons.